This is a messenger RNA of Podarcis lilfordi (Lilford's wall lizard), 558 nucleotides long. NCBI's taxonomy places the organism in Eukaryota, Metazoa, Chordata, Lepidosauria, Squamata, Lacertidae. The record is from the annotation of a GenBank genome assembly.
AUGGUCUCCCAGCCCGGCAGACCUUUAGAUGGGAACAUGUAUUGCUUCACUUACCGCAUUUCUGAAGUAAGCUGUAUGGGGGGGGGGGCGCCUGCUCAUUCUGCUGAGUUGGGUCUGGGUCCCAUAACUUCUGCCCCCAAAGCCCUACCCCUACAGCACCACUGCAGUUUAGAGGGCGAGCGUGUGGCGUCUGACAGGGUGCCAGGUUUUAAAACUGAUUUACCUGUUGCCAAAAGACCUGAGAGCAGGAUUACUUCCUCAUGCAGAACUGAACCAAGGUAUGGUCUUUUUAAAACAAAAACAACAGAUACAACUGCAAAGCCUCCAGCAGUUCUCAGUUCCCAGCAUUUAUUUGUCAGGAUACUGCUCCUUUUGCCUCCCCUGCCUACAAAUAUAUGCCCAAAGAACCUUUCACAGUUUGAAGUUACGUUUUCAUUGAAAAGAAGCACAUGUUCAAGGUGGGGGGGGGGACGCGGGGGGAGGGAGAGGCGUAGCUAUGGGGAGAAAGCCUCACAGUGCUGGCUGUUGACUCCUGAUAGCUACCUGCCGGCAAGAUAA